GCAAUAAUUCAAUAUCUUUUCAUUGUGUCUGGUCUCAUUUCGAAAUCUGUUCUGUUUUGGAUCAGACAUUAUCCUGUACAGCCUUGAUGUCCCCGUUUGAUCAACUAUGGACUAGCUCGACACCAGCUGUUUGAAACUAACUUCCUUUAUGUGAGGAUAAAUAAUGAGUUUGCUGUAUUAUCACUGUCGCCGUAUUAUCACACUUGGAUUUACGUAAUAAUCUUUGGAGCGGUUAAGGCUCAAGGCAGAAAUUUUACACUGGUGUGGGUUGGUAACCUUGUAGCCUACUUGUCUGGAGAGGAUUCUUUCAAGGGGACACGAACGAAACCUAAUAAGCGGUCCCAACAGUAAGCAGCGAGCACCGCGUCAUGUGAUGUGAAGUGUGUCUGUCGACCCUAAAGCUUUGACCUCUCGCCCCUGACCCCGUGAGGUCACAGAUGGUCCAUAUCUGGCCCGACCCGACCCAGGAGACGCCGUCUUCCUCCUCCUCCUCCUCCCUCCAUCCUGAACCUCAACAACAGUCAGUGAGCAGUGUGUUGUUGGUGUGUGUGUUGUGUUGCGGCUGAACGCUCCAGCGGCACCCUGACCACCUCCUAACACCACCCACCACCUUGGGCAUGCCUCAGCCGGGCAUGAAUGGGAUGGAGCCUGCGUUUGGCGAGGCGUAUGGGAGCCGUGGCUGUCUCCUCAGCCCCUACCCCCUGGCUGUUUCCCCCCUAGGGGGCAGGACCGAGUAUGACCAGAGCGUGCUACUGAUGCUGGGCUCUCCAGCGACGCCGCGGAAACGGCCCUUCGAGUUGCUAAGCGACCUGGUGGACGACGGGGGCUUCGGCGAGGAGCUGCACGUGGAGCGCUGGGAUGUGUCGGCGCUGGAUGACAUCACGCGGUACACAAAACUGGGCCUCGGGGGGGAGCUGGCGAGCACCGAGGACGCCGUGCUGAUGGGCCGUUGGAGCGGGACCCGGGAGGAAGAGGAGGAGGAGGAGGGGAGGAAGAGGAGGGCUCAGCAGCAGACAUCACAUGUAACCACGAUGAUGGUAACGCAUCUCCACGGAAACGGAAUCACGAUGACCCCCGAUCCCUGUCUAGGCCACGCCCAGAGAGGCAGGGUGGUCAGAGAGGAGGCGGGGCUGGAUGUUACCAUGGCGAUGGAAAGGGUGACAGGAAAAGGAGGAGGACAGGAUGGGGGGGUGAGGGUUCCUACGGUGGAGGUGUACCAGGUGGCAGAGGAGGAGGAGGUCGCUGCAGCUGCGUUGGCGGCGGCGAGGGCGGAGGUCAUUGCCGCGGUGACGGAGACGUCUGGGAUUCUUCCGGGGGGGUCGGUGUUGGAACACAACUACUCUCUGACCCAGGGGGGGGAUAGACCCUCGCCCUCCAGCCCCAGCUCUGAGACAGAGACAGAGGAGGAGGAGGGGCAGGAGGAGGGAGAGGAGGAGAGGGAAGAGCAAGAGGAGGUAUUGGUGGAGGAGGAGGAGGAAGAGGAGGAGGAAGAAGAGGAGGAAGAGGAGGAGGAAGGGGAGGAUGGAGCAGGGGAUGAGACUACAGUGGAAGCAGAACUGUCCAGCUCGUCAGAAACAGAAUUUGAGGUGGAACCAGAGCGUGGGUGUGGUCCAGGGGAACGGCCCCAGAAGAGAAGGUGUUUCUGGGAGUACCGCCAGGCUCACGCACGGGACUCUGGGAGACAGAAGAAGACGGGAGGGGAGGUCCGAUGGUCCCUCUCUUGGAGCUCUAGCACCCUACCUAGUACCCUAUACCGCAGAGAGGGAAAGAAGGGAAGGCGUAAAGCACGGAAGACGGACGCCAGCGACCUGACCCCUAACCCCGUGAAGCUCACCAACAUCGGAGAGCAGCUGCAGAAACUCAACGCCACCAUAGACGGGAUGGGCCCUGUUAACGACCUGCCUGUUGUGGCCAGGGCACGCUCACGCAAAGAGAAGAAUAAACUAGCUUCCAGGGCCUGUCGGUUGAAGAAGAAAGCGCAGCACGAAGCCAACAAGAUCAAGCUGUGGGGACUCAACCAGGAGUACGAGAACCUGUUGGGGGCGUUGCUGAGGAUCAAGGAGGUGAUUGGUCAGCGGGUGGAGCGAAGCGGAGAGGAGGUGGACAAAGAUGAACGAGGGAUGAUCCAGAGACUGGAGGAUAUACUGAAAGAGUCCAGCGGUCCUCUAGUGGCUGGACGGACCAAAGAGUUUGUCCAGAGGAUCCUGGAGGUGAGUGGAGGGGGACUGACCAAGGCUGGGGCCGGGGGCAAAGACACACAGACCCCCCCUGGACCGGGAGAGGAGACGGCUGCCUAAUGGACCGCCCAUCACCCCUGACCCCCCCUGGACCAGGAGAGGAGACGGCUGCCUAAUGGACCGCCCAUCACCCCUGACCCCCCCUGGACCAGGAGAGGAGACGGCUGCCUAAUGGACCGCCCAUCACCCCUGACCCCCCCUGGACCAGGAGAGGAGACGGCUGCCUAAUGGACCGCCCAUCACCCCUGACCCCCCCUGGACCAGGAGAGGAGACGGCUGCCUAAUGGACCGCCCAUCACCCCUGACCCCCCGGACCAGGAGAGGAGACGGCUGCCUAAUGGACCGCCCAUCACCCCUGACCCCGCCUGGACCAGGAGAGGAGACGGCUGCCUAAUGGACCGCCCAUCACCCCUGACCCCCCUGGACCAGGAGAGGAGACGGCUGCCUAAUGGACCGCCCAUCACCCCUGACCCCCCUGGACCAGGAGAGGAGACGGCUGCCUAAUGGACCGCCCAUCACCCCUGACCCCGCCUGGACCAGGAGAGGAGACGGCUGCCUAAUGGACCGCCCAUCACCCCUGACCCCCCCUGGACCAGGAGAGGAGACGGCUGCCUAAUGGACCGCCCAUCACCCCUGACCCCCCCUGGACCAGGAGAGGAGACGGCUGCCUAACACACCCCUGACCCCCCCUCCACCACCACCUCGCCUCCGACACCCCUCGGACACAGCCACCCACUCCUACCGUCCCCCACUACACUCUGUCACCUGGAGAACAGGUGGCUGGAGAAAGGGAUGGAGAGGGAUGGAGAAAGAGAGGGAGAGGAGAUGGAGGAGGUGGGGGUUACAGCUCAACAGAGACUGAGGUUUGAGUUCAACCCUCCCCUCUGUUUGAGCUCUGUUUCGUUCUGUCUCUUCAGCAGCGAUCUGUAACACACUCUCUUCUUACCUUCGGCUAAUCACCAACACAGGCUAGCUGCUGACGACAUGUGUGAGUCAGCUGAUCUAUGGCUGUGUGUGUGUGUGUGUGUGUGUGUGUGUGUGUGUGUAGUAUGAAUGUGUGUGUGGUUGGUUUAAUCUCUCCGUUCUUCAGUGUACUGUAUUAGUAUCCCAUUGUGCCUAUAUGAAUAGACAUUGCACUGUUUGUAGAUGAUAGAGUAGUUGGCAGGGGGUUGGCAUGAGGGUAGGGUAGGGUAUGGUAAGGGGUAUUUGAGGAUAGGAAGAGAAGGGGGGGGGUCAUGUUCAGUAGGCCACAACGUUCCUGGAAGGUUCAGAUAGAAAUAGACUGUAAUGGAACAGACAUGCAUCUCUGACAUCUAGAGUAAGGAGUCAUGUCUGCUCUAUUCAUGGCAUUGCUAUCUGCAACGUUUAGCAGGCUUGUUUGCACCCUCCUGGAAUCGACCCUGCUAGUAAAGAUCAGUGGGAGGAGACUCUUGUGACCAGCGAGCGACGUAAUUGGUGCUUGCCACAGGGCAUAAAUGAGCACUUUGAUUCGUAGCUGUAUCCUGUCUAUUUCCCUUUGACAAACACCUGGGUCCUGUUCAUCAGGCACCAAAAGGAAAAAAAGACAGAAACAGGGAGGAUUACCUGGACUUCUCCAAUAAGAAACGCAAAUGUUUGUCUUUCCAUUGCAAAACGUCUUAAAACGUUUUCUGUUACGUGGCCUAAUGAACAUGACCCUGAAAUGCAAGUUCCUUCUCUCAGAAAGACCAGAGAACAGAGGAUGAACUGUGAUAACACCAAACACCAGAGCAACUGUAGCAGCUAAGACUUGCAGAGCUUUCGUCACAGAAUUAGAAGGAAGAAAAAUAAACUUGAAAAAAAGUAGCUAUUAAAUGCACCUUAAAUCCAACCGACCAAAGAUGACAUGAAAAGCUGAAAUUUCAAAGAACUGGAAUGAAAGCUGAAGUGAUCAGCUCUUACCCAACCCUCUCUCCUACUACUACUGCCAUUAUCCAAUCAUUGUAUCAUCAAUCUGAAGAUGAAGUUGAAUUGAUUAACAAAAAAACGUUGAUCGUUUUAAUGUUUACCCUCACACAUUCUUUAUGAAAAGGAUGCCUUUUGUUACCUGUAUUAUUGCCUGAAAGGUCGAUUUGAUACAUCAAUCAGACAUUCAUUAAAUCACUGUUAAUAUUCAAUCUGAGAGGAUUGUUGGGUAAGGCUAGCGUAUACAGGACAUGCCCAUAGAGAUGAAUAGAGGGCGCACUUCCUAUAAAGUUAGGUGUUCUCUCUUUCCCGUCUCUAUGGAAGUGACUGAAAGCUCCUAUCGGUCUGCCUUUAGCUCUACAGCAUAACGCUGUCUGGGUGUUUGUGUUCAAUGUUAACAGAAAACAAAAAGGGACGUGUCUGUCCUCGAUGCCUUCUCCACGCCUUCUGCUUCGUCUGACUCCUAAUGUGAACCUGUAGCGCACCUUCCUUUCUGAAAGGCAACAAGAGUCAACAGCUAUUGUGGUGGAGCGUUUUUUGUUAAGUUUGUCGAUAAAGUUAUUUGUGUUUUGUUUAUUCACAAAGCCAUGUUCCCACAAAGUGGGGAUGGUCUUUUAGCGACUAGCGAGUGUCUGAGUUCUGCUCUGUUCUGCCCAUAGAGUUAGAAAGAGGGCCCAUCUUUUUUUUCUAGAGCCCUCUUUUUAACUCUAUGGUGCUGCCUUUCUUGGCCAAGCCAAAGGUGGUCUUGUGGCAGAAGUCUGACGCGAUGCAGACCAGAGUACGUCGUGUUUUAAAGGCCAGUGAGUGUCGUUGGUCACGCCAGUCACACAACCUAUUUUCACUGCGGUGGGUACAACCAAACACCUUCUAAAGAGUAAUAUAUCUGUACCUUUUUUAAAUGAUUAUUGAUUGAGAGCCUAUUUGUUGUAUUUGGUCAUGGUUUUUCAGCAACAGAAACUGUUGUUGUCUGGGUCUGUAUAGGGUGAAUAUGGUUUCUGGUUCAGUAUACUAUAGUAUACGGUGCUCUGGUGAAAUGCAACUUCUCACCUGAGCAACAGCAUGGCAGAACAUUCUGCUAACGUUAAAAGGGCAAUGUUGUGUUAACCUAGAAAGAGCAAUGUUGUUUUAAAGUAGAAAGAGCAACUUUGUUAAUGUUGAAAGAGCAAUGUUGUGCUAAUGUAGAAAGAGCAAUGUUGUAUUAACCUUGAAAGAGUAACGUUGUGUUAACCUUUUUAAGAGCAAUAUUGUGCUAAAGUUGAAACAUUGUGUUAAAGGUCCAAUGCAGAUGUUUUUAUCUUUAAUAUUAAAUAAUUUCAGGGUAAAAAUUAAGUACCUUAAUAUGAUUGUUUUCAGUUAAAAUUGUCAAAAAUUAUAGCUUCUUAGCAAAGAGCAAUUUACGGACUGUCUGGGAGGGGUCUGA
Molecule: messenger RNA, 5580 nt
Organism: Coregonus clupeaformis (lake whitefish)
Lineage: Eukaryota; Metazoa; Chordata; Actinopteri; Salmoniformes; Salmonidae
Product: CREB3 regulatory factor
Exons: 9
Coding region: 618-2297 (559 amino acids)
Biological process (GO): response to unfolded protein; regulation of transcription by RNA polymerase II
Cellular component (GO): nucleus
Molecular function (GO): RNA polymerase II transcription regulatory region sequence-specific DNA binding; DNA-binding transcription factor activity, RNA polymerase II-specific
Source: RefSeq, a predicted model, not a curated record